GUGUCAAAUGAAUGGUGUUUUGGUUGGCGUUGGAGUCGACCACUGAUUGCGUGACUGCAGUGACUGUACUCCGAGUGGUGAGUGUCUGCAGUGAUGUCGUCCACCGAUUGUCCCAAUUGUGUGAAAGUGAAUGAAGUAAUGAGUGACCAGAAGAACAAAAUGGCGUUAAUUGAGGUCCGCUUAAGAGAUUUAGUGAAGGCUUACAAAAAGGUUUGUUCCGAAAGAGACAAUCUUCUGGCCAUCAGUUCGGCCACUGUUUUGCCGAUCAAUGACUCACACGAACAGCAAAAGCGUUUGUCGUCUCUGGAGGCGAGUGUCGCUGAAAUGUCUGCCAUUUGUGGCAAAUAUGAGUCGCAGAGCUUCAAAGACCAACAAUUGAUCCAUGAGUUGACACAAAGAUGUGAACAAUUGACAAAUGAGUUGAAAUUACACGAAACGAGUGCCGCAAACACUCGUGAAAAGAGCCACAAAUCAGAGAAGACUUAUAGACACAGAGGAAUACAAACGGAAGAAUCCAUGGAAUCGAGUGAUGAGACAAAGACUGAUGUGUUGACCGAUUCGGUCAAAGAUGUGAAACAUAUGGAAACGCAGACCGACUUUGUCUCUGAAUUUGAUGUCUUUAACGGAAGUCAUCACAAGAAAAGCGAAUUAGCGAUCGUUUUGCCCACUCUUUCACAGACACAACCAAAUGAUUGCGAAUCAGAUUUGGAUGACUUGUCCGACAGAAGCAGAAGUCGUGCCAAUAGUAUUGGAUCCAAUGGUUUAGACAAUUAUCCGGUGUUUGAGACUCACCCCAGAGAAACGGCUCAAAGCAGUAAUGAGUUGUUUGUGUCCAACAAUUCAAGCGGUGUUUCCCUCUUCUAUGCCAAUGAAUUGGCGCGAAAAGAGAUAGAUUUGGCCGAAACGAGACUACAGGCGCGCGAGAAUGAGUGCGCUUUGCGUGAACUCCAGUGGAAAUACAAUACAGACAAAUACAAAUUGCAGACCCGUAUCACUGAUUUGGAGAGAAAUCUGUCGCAAAUGUCUUCAAACCAACCGUUGAGUCAAUUGAACGUAACGUAUAUUCGCAACGUUUUGAUGAAAUUAUUGAACACUAAAGACAAACAUCAGAAACAGUUUAUGAUUAACGCUAUUCUGACGGCUUUGGACCAAAAGGAUAAGAAACCCAAAUGA
Messenger RNA from Oppiella nova, 1173 nucleotides. Lineage: Eukaryota; Metazoa; Arthropoda; Arachnida; Sarcoptiformes; Oppiidae. The record is from the annotation of a GenBank genome assembly.